Molecule: messenger RNA, 12360 nt
Organism: Porites evermanni
Lineage: Eukaryota; Metazoa; Cnidaria; Anthozoa; Scleractinia; Poritidae
Source: the annotation of a GenBank genome assembly
AUGGCGAACAAACUUCUUCCAGUGGAUGUACUUUUUACACUAAUGGGCCUGUGUCUACAUGUACUGGCGAAAAAUGGUAAGAUAAGUUAAACAUGGUCAAACAAUAAAUUUCCUAUAAAGUCGUUUUCGAAGCUCAUAGCGCAGCAAUCGUAGGUCGCCUAAGCCGCCCUCGCGAUGAAUAUGCGCCAACCCUAUUUUCGGUAGUUUGACGAUAAUUUUUGAGUUUCUAAGAUGGAUGUAAUAGGUGCAAGAAAACUUGCCGUGAACACAAAAUUGGCAUUGGACACAAAAUACUGCAUUUCAAGACAUAGAAGAGCUGUGACAAAACAACAGAGUCAUAUGCUUCUACCUUUAUUUCAAGGUUGGAAGCAAAUAACUUGUAUUGACUAGUGCCCUUAAAGUCAUAGUACACUGAAUUGCUUUGUUAAUAGUCUCUUUUGACUGUUGAAAUACCCUAAGUAUUUUGUUGCUUUUGAGAUAAAUAUUAGCGAUAAAAAAUCACGACGUUUCGACCUCUCCGAGGUCAUUUUCAAGUGUAUAAAAGUUCUCUAAAUUAGCAUAAAUAAGUUAAAAACAAGUUAUAAUAGAUAAAAAUGUGGUGAACGCUAAAAUGUGAUAAAAUAUGUAAAAAUGUAAAAAGUGCUAAAAAUAUUCGAAACGAGGUCGAAACGUCGUGAUUUUUUAUCGCUAAUAUUUAUCUCAAAAUCGAUUUCUAAGAAACUACUUAUUAAUAUUUUGUUGCUGUGAACCAAAAUAAUCAAACAUUUCUAAUUAACUCCAAUCUAAUACCUUCAUUGCACUAAACUGAAUUUUGUUCAAACACAGCCCCCAAAUCACGGACUUCGACGCCGUCGGGUAAGUUAUGAAUGAUUUCGCAGUUAUUUCGCCUGUACUUGAACAUUUAACUAGUGCGUACAUUUCAGUCGCUAUUUACCGGUAACAACUCAAAUUUUUUAGUCUUUUUAAAAUUAACAGUUUGUCAGAACCGCUUAAAAAAGACCUUACAGUGUACAUAUUGUACCCUUAACCCUGCGUGCGUCUAGCACACUGAUAGGGGAACUCAGUCAAGUUUUAUAGUUUCACAAAUUAGUGGUUAAUAUUGUGGUCGAUCAAGAUAACAUAAGGACUUACUUAUAAGUUUAUUCAUUCCCAAGUUCAAAACUAUGAACCAUGUCGAUAUUUGAUAUAGCCCUACCAAUCUAGACUAUAUGCACUCUAGCAAAAGAUAAACAAAAGUUAUCAUAAUCUUUCAUUAUUUAAAUAUUGAGAGCUUCAUAAUUCUAGUGUAGGCCGACUUAUCAGCACCUACAGGCGAAGCUAGCAAAAUGCAGUUUUCACUCCUUCCGGUUUUGUUAUUGGUUUUUGCAUUAUUUUUAAGCAACGACGCCUAUAUUCGGCGGUAAUGGGUGUAUUAAGAUCGAAUUAGCUUUUUGGCUCUACUACAUUGUGGACAAGGCGUAAAAUUUCCUCUGCUUUAGUUAGGGUCUGUCGGAUUAUGCUCGUAAAAUAGAGUGUUUUGCCUUGGGGCGUCACCUGUGAAACCGGGGUACUAUGCUCGAAAUUAUACUCGGCUGUGCUCAAAUUUUGCCGGAAUAAAAUGACACUUCCACCCCACUCCCCAUAGGCCCGUAACUACUUUUUUUUCAGCAGAAUCUUAAUCAUCAGAUUCUGCCAUGAUUAUAUACAAGCUUGGACGCCUGGCAUGAAGAGGUAACCAGGCCUUCCAUUAUACCAAAAUGCACUGGGUACGAGUUUAAGGUAUCAAGUUCCUAAAAUAUCCGCCCCUUUAUCAACUUUGUGCAUUCUCGCUGGAGUUGCUGGCAAAAUUUGCAUACACUUUUCACAGUUUUCAGUAACAACAGCAUUAUGCUACAAAAAUAUUAGUAUUAUGCCAGCAUUAUGCCUGACGCUGCAGAUAUAGUAUUAUCCUCAAAAUUAUGCCGGUAUAAUCCGACAGACCCUAGUUUUGGCUCUUAAGAGCGACGGUCAGGAAAUAUCGACCAUCGAGUGGCAAGAGAUGAAAAAUCGAUUUCGUUCAUUUUUUGUCCAUAAAUAGCUUUUAGGUAGAUAAGUAAUCUGAUGUAAGUUGUUCUCGCAAAAGGCCUUUUAUCUUCGAGAAAAGUAAGAAUAUCAAUUUUCGUGGUUGGAGUCUCAAAAUGGACGUAUUUUCAACCCAGAAUUUGCUACAACAACUCUCCUCUCGUUAUAAAAAUAAAGCCGCAAGGAGAAAUUUGGACACUUUCCAUCAAUAGAACAACUCUUCUUAUUUCACUAGAAGAUACUUUCAAAGCAAUAUCAAGUCUCGUUGAACUGACAUAAUUCAAAAACGAAGAACAGAUUUUUACUGUGACAAAAACUUUAAUUUAGUAGUUGUUUUCUGCGACAUUAUUCUUCAUGUAGUAUAGCUCCAAUUUUCCCAGUCCUCCUUUAUUCACACAUUUAGACAUUCAUCUAAAGCAUACCUGAGAAUUGUCUUGGGUUCCUGAAGGCAGCCUCCAAACGAAAGCAUCGAAGUCCGGUAAAAAUAGUGAAGCGUGACCAAAAUAACUUAUUUAACGGCUUCAAGUUUCCUCCAUCCUCGGAGACCCAGGGCCGAGGAUGAGUUUCCUCCAUCGUAAAUAUACAAGACGCAAUAUCUUCCUGUUCCGUCAUCCUCAUUGAAUUACCAUGAUUGUUAAAGUCCUUAUUUUUCGAUAAAAAUUUAGUACCAGAAUACUAGGGGGGUUUGAUUUUUCCUUCUUCAAAAUACUGUCGGCAUCGAAAAUGUUAUUCUUUCAACGAAUUGCUUGCGUCACUCCCGUGAUUCCGUGACUGCAAAAGAGAAUGAUAAGAGAGAGAAUCCCCCAUACAUGGCCCUCUUCCCAUGAAAUUUACUUUCAAUCUAUUCUUGGCUCUAUGUCAUUCCGCGUGGUUAUUUUAAGGACGCCACCUUAUUGGUCGGUUAGAGUGGCGUCAUGUAAUUUUAAACUUGGCGGGUAAUUCAUUUCACUGCGGAUCACGCACAGCAAGGGAUAUGACUUGCAAACUUGAUAUUACUUUCGUCGACGAGUCAAAAGAUUUAUACGUGGAAUAAUUAAUCUGGCGAGAGUAGCUGACGAAGAUCAAAACGGUCCUGGCUUGUGGGAGGUCACCGAAGAAAGCGGUUCCGAUUCGGCGAAAACUGCUUAUUGAGGUCUUCGCUACAUCAAUAUAUAAACAACUAACAUCCUACUGCAAAAAACGACAACUGUCUCUUCCGGCGACAUCCACGCACACCCGCGAGCUGUGAUACUGUCGUUUGGAUCCGACCGUGGACACUUAACGAGAAAAUAGGUUCAAAGUGGGUUCAAACAUGAAUGUUUAGUCGCCAAACAUUUGAAUUUUGUGAGGACGCUAGACAAAUGUGGGCACACCGCUCACUAUAAAGAAUUGACCGAAACUGGAAACCGCGCAUCAAAACUCUCUGGCAUCCAGGUUAGCGACUGUUUAUUUUAAAAACAGCUUGAAGCAUCUGACCUGAUUUGUGUUUGUACAGCGAAAUAUUCACAAGUAUUAGACGUUAAGAAGAAGUAAUGCAGUUUGAAACUCUCAAGAAUAAUUCUUAAAAGCAAAGGUACUGUUUCUGAACGAAAAAUAUUCCUGGAAAAAGAGAAAAUAUAUCUGGCACAUUUGCAUAAACAGUUGAAGCCAGCCACUUAUUUAAGGUUUCGUGUUUUGCGCGUGAUAACUUUUGCCUCUGGUUUUCACAGUGUGUCAGAAUUUAAUAUUCGUUACUUUAAAUGAGGCUACCAGCCGUGAGAAAAUCUCAAUCUUUAAUCUCAAAGUGAAAUUUUGACUCCAAUACAGCAAUUCCUUUGUAAAUGAAAUCCAUUCCUGAAUUAUGACCGGAAAGCGCUGAUCAAAAACAUGUCAACAACAGGAGCCGAUCAGUAUCGGCUCCUGGCGCUAAUUACUAUGAUGGCUGUCAAACUUCAAAUGUUUGGCGGCGAAGCAUGCCACGUUCACGUGAAAGUAGACCGCGCGGGUCACGGAAACAACAGACAAAAAUAACCUUCGCAGAACGCGCGCGAACUUUAAAUAGAUUUUAAAAAAUUAUCAUGGAGCACAGGGAUUCGCUCUCUCAGCUCAUUCUCUCUUGGUGACGGUCAUUUUUUUUUUCCUCAGUAUCGGUUUUUUGAGCGAUUUUGAAGGAGCUUGAGUUCGCCGUUGACUGGUCGAUUUUUCCUGAAUGACCGUCGCUCUUAAAAUGCAUUCUUCUUUAAACCCUAGAAAUAUGAUUAAAUAACCGUCACAAUUUUUUUCCAUUCGCAACUUUAUUUAAUACUUCUAAUAACCUAACAUAACAUUACAAUAAACUACAAUAUUAUUCAUUCGAAAUAUUUCUCAGUUUCUGAUUGCCUCAAAUCUCACCUUUAAACCCUAAUUACUAGCUAGCAUUGACCAAACUUGGAAGACGUUCGCGAUAUCCUGAAAAUGAGGUCAAUAUGAUAAUACUGAACACUGAUACUAACAUGACAAUACUAACCACCCCCACCCCUUUGCUUCCACUGCCCCUGCCCCCGCCCUUUUAUCCCCUUUUCCCUUCGGCUGAUCAGAUGCAUUCAUUUGUAAUUUGCUAUAAGUAAUAUAAUUAUAAUUUUAUAGUCAUGUUUUUCUUUUUUAUCAAGGCCAGGAGAUUGAUUACGAUUGCUCCAUUUACACAUUUCAUAAUAUGAAGUCCAAGAUUACCUGGGAAAAUAGCAAGAAUCUGUGUGAGCAAAGUGGUAGUAAGCUUGUUUCCAUGGAACGUUUAAGGGCUGAGUUGAGCUUCCUGACAAAUCAUUCAGAAACCCUGAAAAUGAAGACUAAUGAAUAUUACAUUGGAUUAAAAAAGUACGACCAGAAGUGGCUAUGGAUUAGUGAUAACAGCUCAUUAGAGGAAAAUCAAACGGGGAAAUUUCCUUGGAAUAGGGAACAGCCAUCAGGUGAUGGAAAUUGCGUUAAAAUGUGGCGCGAAGAAAGUACGAGCCCGUGGACUUAUGUAUAUGACGACAUUAAAUGCACGAGCAUGCCGACGAGAAAAACUGGAUAUAUCUGUGAGAAGCCGUCGACAUCUGUGGAAUGUGGUAGUAAUGGUGAGUCACUUUUAUCAUGUUUUCUAUAAUCUCUCCUAGACUGAUGGUUCUAGUGCGUUCCACCGAAUAGAAACUUAAUUAUGCACUAAUAAUAAGAUUAAAACAGAUGAAAGUCGUUCAUAUGCAUGCACUCAUAGUAAAUCUGUAGGCUUGACACAAACAGAGAUUCAGUCGUUUGGAGUUCUCGAUCAAGAUGAACCAUUUCUCGAAUCUGUUAUAUGGCCUGAAACCGUCAACGUCAAACGGGUCACAUGUAUAGAAUGGAUGCGGCGGGGAAGACCCAGGGGCAGUCAGUCGGGCCGGGAGAAAAGGCGCGACGAAAGUUAUCAAGCACAGGCGGAAGAGCCCCUGGGUACCGACUCUCACCGAACCAUUUCUAAACGGUCAAGCGAAUGCUGGCUCCUGAUUGGGCACAAAAAUGCUUUGUAUUAUUGUGCCCAAUCGGCGAACAGUUUCUCCAGAGUUAUUUUCGUGAGUUCGUACAUGACGGCUAUUAUCUCGCCACAGUUGCCCACUUCUUUCACCAAGCUUUCCUGACCAGAAACGAAAGAACUACGGGUCAGUCGAAAACGUUUCGGAUGCUACCAGUAGGAGCAAUUCAAUUUGCACUGAGAAAAUACUGUUUCUGACGGAUCACGACGUAUCGUAAAUAAUAGGAAGUUUUAAGAUGCAGUGGCGACGAGAAAGUCAGAAAAGCAAUCAGUUUGACAAGGCAAAACAACAACUUUACACGUGCAUCACGCUUUUUUGUACAUUUCUUUGCCGUCACUACACGACUACCACUUGAACAUGCCUAAUUUCACGUUUUGUGAAGGAUGUAAACAGGCAAUGACGAAAUUUUCUUUCUCUUUACGAACUUAGAUAUGGUUGAUAGACUGAAAAAAUGUGAAUUCACUUUUCAUGCGACGUUUUCGUGGCUGUCAGCUGUCGUGGCAUCUUAAACUCCCUAAUAUUUACGAAGGCGUGAUCGAUGCAAGCAUGAAUACCUGUUGUAAGCUCAAGCUUGUAUCUUUGGAUGGGCGUCUUUAGUUUUCAGGUAGACAGUAUUUUGAAAUGGAGACUAAAGUUUAUAUCAAACGGAAGUUUUCCUGACUGCGUGCAUCUGUUUGGUGCAUGAGCCAGACAAGCCGUGAUCGAGUCAAUAGCCGUCAUGUACGAACUCACGAAAAGAACUCAGGAGAAACUGUUCGCCGAUUGGGCACAAUAAUACAAAGCAUUUUUUGUGCCCAAUCAGCAGCCAGCAUUCGCUUGACCGUUUGGAAAUGGUCCGGUGAGAGUCGGUACCCAGGGGCUUUUCCGCCUGUGCUUGAUAACUUAUGUCGCGCAAUUUCUCCCGGCCCGACUGACAGCCCCUGGGUCUCCGAGGAUGGCAAGUUUCAAGUUAAUAGAUUGAAAUCAGCAAAGAUGAUCGUUACUUCCCCGUAAAAAUUGAAAACUUUUCAAUGACACAGACACCACACCGAUAAAAACCAAAACAGAGCGGCCGGAAUAGUAGUUGUUGGUAUUUUUUUUGCUUAUCGGGCAUUCUAAAGAUCCUGCGUCCUGCCGCAUAAUCGUUCAUCGUACUCCUUUUUCAGUUAAUAGGGACCUUAAGCAACGACGACGACGACGGCAGUGAAUACGUUGCUAAAAAAAUGAAUUUGCGUUCUUUCAAACUUAAUCGUCUCUAUUUGGACCUGCUCAAUAUGUCAAAUGCAGGCGACUUUUCCUGGAGUUGAAUUCUUAAAGAUGUUAUUCAAGUUCAAAAAGGGAAGGAAAAUUCGUCAUCGUAUGUCCACGUCCUCCAUAAAACGUCAAAUUAGGAGGUUUCCCGUCAUAGUCGUGCAGUGGACGUCAAAGAAAUGUACUAAAAAGCGUGAUGGAAGUGCAGAGCUGUUGUUUUGAUCAUUAAACCUAUUGUUUUUUGAAGUUGUCGUCGUCGUAGUAGUAGUAUUGAAAUAUUUCAACCCCGUUUAAUAAAACGCGAUUUGUGACGUCGUAUGGAGCGUAAAAUCAGGUGACGGCAUAUAAUGCAACACCUUCAACGCGUACGAUAAAAUACGUUAAAUUUUACUUUUACACUAAACAAGCCUUGUUUAAAACUACCAAAUCUUGAUACACCUGAGAUACUCAUGAAUACUUUAUAAAUGGUUGUGUACAGUCUGGUCUUUAACCUGCUGGAUACACUAAUUCAUUGUGUUUACCUUUGAGAUAAAGAGUUAAAGCUUUCCUUUAUUGCUACACUGCAGUGCCCAGUCUGUUCUGCAUUGAUUAUGAAUAUACUGAUGCAGUUAAUUUAUUGACAUCAUGUCGAAUCCAUGUAUUUGCUCGAUUUGCCCUACAGAGCGUAUUUUCAUUUUAGAGACAACAAGUGAGUUACCAAAGCUGCCGAAAAGCACAGCACCUUCCCCAAUCGGUGAAUCAUCUCUUACGACAGCCACGGUGCAACGGUCUAUAUCCUCUUCACAGAGUCAAUCUACAACCAAGGGUUUUAAGCCACAUACAAUUAAGGGUUCUACGACAAUGGUAACGAAAAGUAAGCCGAUAACACCAUAAAGUUUAAGUAGUACUAGUAAUUCCUGCUUAUGGAUCACAUGUUUGUUUUUACGCCUCCUUUACUCGCUACCGUUUUAACGUGUCCAAGCUCACUAAGUAGUCGUUCGCGGGACAAAGUCAGUCCCCAAAUAAUAAUAUUGCAAUAAUAAUCCUUUUUUGGUGAACUUACUCUGUGAUUUGUUCUUAAGAUCUGCAGACCAGUGGCAAUAUACAAACUGAACCAUUUCGUGUUAUUCCUAACGAUUGCUAAGAGGGGAUAAUUUCUUGCAUAGCUAAGUGUUUUGACAUACGGCAACAUAGCUAGUCAUUGCACGUCAAUGGCUUUUUUUUCUCAUACUGUGGCAUUAGAAACCAACAGGCAAUUUCAAAUCCCCAGCGGUUCAGCUGAUCAGUGUUAGAGAGUCAAGAACACUUCCUGUACCGACCUCGUUCAGAAAAUCGAUCCAUCAUGCCUAUCAACUAUACAAAUCUAACAGGGUAGUUUUUUUGUUUUGUACUUAGCCUAAACGGGGCAAAGUGGUUGGCCUUGUUUUGUGUGUGUGUGUGUUUUUUUUCCCACAAAUCUAGCCAAGAUUUCAUUUUAAAAAAAUGGCUCAAUAGGGUCAGAGUCUGGAUCAAUAAGUGUUGAGAAUUUUUGAAUGAUUGUUUUUAACGUUUUCGAUGAAAAAAAAAAUCAGGGGAGGUGCCUGGAGUGAUUACUUUUAUGGAAAAAAUGGCAAAAAGUUGGAUUUAGGGGUUAUCGAAAAUUAAAAGCAAGGGAAAUAAUUUGUAAACAAUAACCAGAUUUAUAAGUCCAAUGACAGUACAAGGUACUAGAAAAACCAUGUUCUUCUUAUUUAAUUUCUUUAAUUCUCAAUUCGACCUUACCCACCCGCCCCCAACAAAAAUAAAACAAAACAAAAACAGACAAACAAACUAAACCAACCAGAUUGCCCCUUAAGGUUUAUUACCUGACUAUAAUUAGGGUGUUUCCACUUGAAAGUUCAUCAGUCAUUUAUUUGUAUCCUUAAGGACAAUUCGCAACGACGAUUUUUAGCGUAACACAUCGUUGCAUUGUUGGAACGAUGUUGUAACUAUUCGAAACGAUGUCGCAACAAUGUUGUAAUGCUGUGUUGUGCUAAAAACCGUCGUUGCGAAUCGUCUCGUGUAACAUCACCUUUAGGGAUAUCAUUUGUUUUUAUGAACUUGUACUCGUCAUGGAAACCUACGUGUUACUGACGACAAUUUUCAAUGCGGUUUAACUUUGGACAACGCCCCAGUGGAUGUAUUAUGGUUUCUCAAAGUUUUAAAAGUAAGUCUCAAAUUUUACUUCAUUUGUCUUUCCCUUGGCAGCGGUAGUUCCAGAGGGCAUCAUCCGUGAAUCUCCCGAUUUCACUGCAAUCAUCUUAAUCCUGGUAGCUGUUAUCAUACUGGUUGUUUUGAUAGUAUCUUUCCUCAAUUAUGCUCGCCGACGUCGCAACAACAAGACAAAAGGUAUCUUUUGUAAUCUUCUGUACUGCUUAAUACUGGUUUCCCAAACUGUGAUUUAAUCGCCGAACCAAAUGAUGUUUUUGAAAAUAUGGGAAAGAAAUAAUAAAACAAACAUGAAUGGGUUUAGUUUCCUAAAGAAACUCUAGUGCUGUGUCGGUGGGGGAUUUAAAUACAGAAGCUGUUGAAGCUAUUAAUACAUAGGCGUACGGGCAAUUUUUUGCCAGGUUGUCGGGGGACGGUAAACUAUAUGCCAAAAAAAUUAUCCUGAGUUGCCCAGACGUUUACAAAACAGUCGAAAAUGCACUAACAGAGGCCUACAUAUGAAGUGAAAAUAUGCUUACAUAUGAAUCUAUCAUAUGAGCUCAUAAAACACGUUAAAAGAAAUUGCCAUGUUUGCCAUUUUGACAGCCGAAGUUAUAAAUGAUACCAUCAUGUUACUGACGAUGUUACGGGCUCGUUGUUGCCCCAUGGUGCUGUGGAAGUACGUUUUCAAUCUGCGCAACGCACUGAAUGAUCGUUCUGCAUAACAACAUCUAGCAGGUAUCACUCCAAAGAGAUGUACCACAUUAGAAAACACUGGAGACAUAUCAAAUAGAUCAUUCUCGUGCAUUGUCUCCAGCAUGCAUCUCAGUAACAGUCAUGUAGCCUAAUCCGCGCUCAAGACGAAAACUCGUGUACAUUUUCUGCUAGGCUUCGAGAAUCCUGCCGUCCAUUCUGUAAAAUUUAUCAACGCGGGAGAAACUUUCUUUAUCAGUUGUUUCACUGUGACAGAUAUUUUCCAAGGCAUUUCCUGAUCAUUUCCGCUAAACCUGAGCUCAAGCUCGGACAGCACCUUGUCGAUGGACGCACGGUAAAUGUUAAUACAGUGGUUAGCCUGCGCCGCAGAUGAAACUAAACUCUGGUUAAGUCCGUCUGCGAAACAGCGCUGAAAUCCUUGUUCUGGGCCUCCACGUGUGUACCAGGAUCUGAUUACGCGCCAUGAUUGACUUUUCAAAAAAGCCAUUGUCUAUUUGCCAAUCAGGAUGAAAGGAAAUUUGAAACCGGCAAACUUCCGGUAAUUCGUUAAGUCAGUUGGGGGGGCCAGAACAAGGGGAUUGGCCCUACUUCGCAGACGUUACAAACCCGAGGUUAAAUUACGUCUGUGAUGCAGGAUAUACGGUGGUGCGAUUCCGGUGUCAGCUACGUUUGUCUUUGUGCGUGUUCACCAAAGCUACAAGGGCUUGAAGGCGGCGCGUUGUCGUUUGUCUGAGUGCCCUGGCUUAAUUCAAACUGAGAAUUGGUCAGCCACUUCUUCAUUUUCAGACCCAUUUAUUUUAUUUUAUUUUAUUUUAUUACAUAAACACCAAUGAUUUACCAGGGGAGCUUUUGCGCGAAACUUGGUAUCUUCACAUGUGAAGAUCACAUGUUAUCUUCACAUGUAAAAAUAUCACCGUUGCUAUGGCUCCACAAUAAAUCGCGCCUUUCACACCAAAAAACUAUUAAAGCGAAAUGGUUUGGUAGUUCAUUGGUGUUUAUAUAAUAAAUAGAACAUUACAUGGCCGCUUGGAGAUACGAAGUUUCUCUUCUCGUGUUGAAAAAAUAUUUCACUCGUUCGCUGCGCUCACUCGUGAAAUAUUUUUCAACACUCGAAGAGAAAUUUCGUAUCUCCAAGCGGCCAUGUAAUAUCCUCUAUUUAUUUUAUUAGCUUCGCCCAGAGAGAAAAAGAAAAAAAUAAAGGAUAAUAAAUAUACACUGAAACAAUGAAUGGUAUAUGCCUUUUUUUCCUUCACUCCGACACUUAAGUGUAGAGUCUGAGUGGUCAUGUCGGCAUUUCUACGAGCGGAGAUGAUCCUAGAAAAGUUAUACGAAAGUUGAUUCUGAUCAAUUGACGACUGAAAAUACCCCACACCAACUGGUGCAGUGCAGUAUAGUGCCCAAAAAUAAAAAACUGUAUAAUACAUAUAACAUACGAUACCCUUCACUGAUAACCAGAAACUCAUCACUUGCUAGGCAACCACUGUCUUGUGUGAAGCUAACUGGAUUUACCACGCCGACUUCAUGUUAAAAUAGAAAAUAUCUAUCUCUUCGAAAUAAAAAAAAACAUGGAAACUUCUUUAAAAACUGGCUUUGCCCAAAUUUCUCUUGUUGCCCAAAAAAUCUGAGUUGCUCAAAAUUUGGGGGGAGCGCUGCAGCCCCUGCCCCCCGGCCCUUACGCCUAUGUGUAAAUAAAUUCGCAACAGAUGUGCUCUUUCGACGUAUAAAACAGAUUUGGGAUUCCUUUGCGAUGGCCAAUUCACUUUCAGAAUUUUAGUUGUUUUUUUUUCCACAUUGAAAUAAUCCCUUUUUAGCAUUUCUUCUUUAAUUUUUAUGCACAUCAGGAGUAUUAUUUUACACAAAGGCUAUCUUCACACUAUGCCGGAUUUUCCGGUGCCUGCGGUGUACCUAUCUGCUGUAUAACUCUGCACUUUAGAGAUCGGCGCAGCUUCGCCUCGUUACAAAAAUCGCGCCGAGAUCACUGUUCUUAUGUGCGAAACGAAGCCCUAUCCAGUAAAUGGUUUUCGUGCAGGCGCGAAAGAUAUCCGGUAUAAUGUGAACAUAGUCCAAUCAUAUUCAUUACGCACUUUAAGUUUUUCAUACAUUGUGUUUAUUUGUUAAAGUUUUGUCUUCAAGAAAACAAUCCAGUGACCAAACACAUUGCCUGCAUAGCUCCACCAAACUUAAAGUUCAUUUCAGCAUGUCACAAGCGCAGGAAGAGGUUAUUACAAUUAACACUCUCCGAGAAGACAACGAAGAGCACGCCUAUGCAGUUAUAGAUGAGAGUAAGCGAAAAUCCAAGUCUGACCAAGACGGUCCAUCCAGCUCCGAAGUAGGAGAAGUUCGACCGCCCUCAAAAGAUGAGCACGUUGCGGCAGACCAAGAUGUAUUGAAGGAGAAUACGGAGAGGUGUGAUAAAGGCAACGAUCGAGAGGAAAAGGGGCAUCACGUUUACGCCAACGUGCUUGUUAAAGAAAGUAAGGCGAUGUUUGGUAAAGCAUCAGUUUCUUGGGAUGAGGGCCUGGGCGUUACCUGCGCAGAAGAGAGUUCGACUCUGGGUGAGAAUCCUGUGGAGGAUUUGAAUCCUUUAUCUUUGGAACAAGGAAAGGAAAUGAACAGCAACGAGGCUACGAGUGAACAGGAUCCAAAUAGCAAAACUGAGUGCAACGAUCACUUUUAUGCAGUUGUUGACAAAUCAAAAAAGAAGCGAAUGGCUCCUGAGGUAGGUACUUUUAACUACUAUAACUAG